AAGGAGAAGAAACUACAAAUGUAAACAUGGAGCCUGAAAGCGACAAAAGCGACAAAAGCGACACAGAGUCAAGCUACACGGACCAAAACGCCACUUUUCCACGCGUGUCCGCCGUCGCUGCUGGGUGGAUGUUGGACUUUAUGUUUGUGAGCAUGUGUCAUCAUUUCAAGGCGGACAAACCGGACGAGUUCAGCCGGUCGCUGUCGAUUUACAAAGCCAUUUCUAAGAAGUCAUCUCUGAACGGACACUUUCAUGUGGAGAAAAAGCUGAUAUGUGCUUUCCUUACUCGAGUCAUACAUGGAAAGCAGCUGAAUGUCCUGUUCGAAGAGGAUUCUCAUGUGAUGCCUCUGAUGUCUGCCGCCAAACUAUGGUCAAAGUUCGAAGACGUCGUCACGGACGAGAGCUUGUACAAAAACAUUAACAUCCUCUUGAUUGUCCAGACUGUAGCUGUGUGCAUGGAAAAGGGCCAAAGAUCUUCUGCCUCCUCUGCCCUCAAGUGGUUUGAGAAUAAUCAUGAAAUCCCUCAGAGCUUGAUAGUAAAACUGUCAACCAUAGUGGCACAGAGGGAAACAUACCACCCAUUCCUCAUGAGCUUCAGUUUCAGCCGCCUGCUGGAGACGGUAAAAUCCUUCGUGGAUGCCUACUUGGAGAAGAACCCCUCUGACUUCCUUCUCAAGGCAGCUACAGAGAUGGUCCAGUCAUCAGGGAGCAUAAAGGAUUUGGAGGACGUGGUGACAAAGGACAUCUCUCUGUCAGAAACAUCCAGCGAAUCCACAGAGGACGGAAGGGAAAAGGAGAGCACUCUUUGUUUGAGAACAAAACGGAAACUACUGUCAACUAAAAUUAUUGAUGUAUGGCAACCUGAUACAUGCAAGAAGCCGUUCGUCUCUCUCAGAAGGCUCUCACGGAAUGAGUUAAUACAGAGGUUAUCUGGGAAGUCAACGGACACCUGCUCGAAGAACGAGCAAAAACCAAAACCGAGAAAAGCACGUGGGAAAUGGACAUGCGAGCUGGACCAAUACCUGAAGGAUGGUGUUCGACGUCACGGCCCGGGGAAGUGGUCUCGCAUAUUAUUGGAUUAUGAUUUUGAAGGGCGCAGUGGCGUCAUGCUCAAAGACCGCUGGAGAGUUCUAAUGAGGACAGAGUCUAAAAAGGGGAGUGCCUCUUUUAUGUAGCAAUUGUACCGGAAAAUAAAAAUAUUGAUUAAGCUCAUCCACAAAUUUAACCCUUUCCAGCCUGUAGCUUUGUGUUAUUGUAUAUAGUUUGUCCUGUUUUAUGGCAGCUUUGUUUGCACGCAGAAAAUAUUCCACUAAAGGGCAGUCCACACAUUAUUAAAUUGGGCUAUUUUUUUUAAAUUGCCUUCUAUGAUGUGAUAAUUUUAAUAUUUUACAAUAUUUGUACCUAAAAUUUGUCACUGGCUGAACAUGUGCUUGCUGAUCUGUUUGCACCGGGAGAAUGUCAUACCACCAGAGGGCACUCAACACAGAACAAUGAAUUAGGCUGUUAUCACAGCCGUCUAUGAUAAGGAACA
Messenger RNA from Larimichthys crocea (large yellow croaker), 1531 nucleotides. It is a transcript of the gene terf1, whose product is annotated as telomeric repeat binding factor (NIMA-interacting) 1. The transcript has 10 exons. The record is from RefSeq and is a predicted model, not a curated record. The coding region runs from base 27 to 1175 and encodes 382 amino acids. Gene Ontology annotation, molecular function: microtubule binding; G-rich strand telomeric DNA binding; telomerase activity. Gene Ontology annotation, cellular component: nuclear telomere cap complex; chromosome, telomeric region; nucleus. NCBI's taxonomy places the organism in Eukaryota, Metazoa, Chordata, Actinopteri, Sciaenidae. Gene Ontology annotation, biological process: negative regulation of DNA replication; negative regulation of telomeric D-loop disassembly; telomere maintenance via telomerase.